This is a messenger RNA of Helobdella robusta, 1411 nucleotides long. RefSeq lists its product as hypothetical. Gene Ontology annotation, molecular function: 4 iron, 4 sulfur cluster binding; lipoate synthase activity. Gene Ontology annotation, cellular component: mitochondrion. Gene Ontology annotation, biological process: lipoate biosynthetic process. The transcript has 11 exons. Lineage: Eukaryota; Metazoa; Annelida; Clitellata; Rhynchobdellida; Glossiphoniidae. The coding region runs from base 32 to 1117 and encodes 361 amino acids. The record is from RefSeq and is a predicted model, not a curated record.
CGAACGUUCAUGUUACAAGUACUAGAACAAGAUGAUCAGUCCGAAAUGCUUGUUUCGCAACUUUCAAUUGCGUAAUUUUAUUCGUCCUGUUUCACCAAAAUCAACUAUUUCAGGAAAUCAAAAAGACAACAUCAUCAAUGGACCAGAUCUGAAGGAUUUCUUGAAGGAAGGUGCAUCUACAACAAUAUAUGCUGGCCAACUGAAGAGUGCCUCUGGUGAAAGGUUAAGAUUGCCACCAUGGCUGAAAACUGAGAUUCCCAUUGGAAGAAAUUUUCAUAAAUUGAAAGAUUCACUGAGAAGUCUCAAACUGCAUACUGUCUGUGAAGAAGCAAAGUGUCCAAACAUUGGAGAGUGUUGGGCAGGCGGUGAGAAUGAGGUGGCCACGGCAACCAUCAUGAUCAUGGGUGACACUUGUACCAGGGGCUGUAGGUUUUGUUCUGUGAAGACAUCUAGGAACCCUCCUGCGUUGGAUUCCAUGGAACCCGUCAACACUGCAACUGCUGUCGUCGAAUGGGGAUUGGAUUACGUCGUGCUCACCUCUGUCGAUCGAGAUGAUCUUCCUGAUGGUGGAAGUCAUCAUUUCGCUGAAACAAUUCGGGAAAUCAAAAAGAGGUCAUCAGAGAUGCUCGUUGAAUGUUUGACACCAGACUUCCAAGGCAACAAGCACUCUAUUGAAAUGGUGCUAGAUGCUGGUCCCGAUGUCUUUGCACACAACAUUGAAACUGUUGAAGUCCUGCACAGAUUGGUUCGCGAUCAUCGAGCCAAGUACCAGCAGUCAUUAGAUGUGCUGAGGCAUGCCAAGCGGCACAAGCCCACCAUCGUCACCAAGUCUUCCAUCAUGUUGGGGCAUGGAGAGAAGGAUGAGGAGGUCACUAAAACAAUGCAAGAUCUGAGAGAGGCAGGUGUGGAUUGUGUGACGCUCGGGCAGUACAUGCAACCGACAAGGAGGCAUUUAAGUGUGAAGGAGUACGUAACACCAGAGAAGUUUAAAUACUGGCAGCAGGUUGGUAACGAGAUGGGCUUCAAAUACACAGCCAGUGGUCCCCUGGUUCGAUCCUCUUAUCGGGCAGGUGAAUACUUCAUAACGAAUAUGUUGAAGAAGAAGACUGUUACUUGAGAAUUUUCCAUAAUUUAUUAUCAAACCCAUAUUUGUUUAAAUUAACAUUUAAACUGCAAUUACAUUUUUAUUUUUUAAUUGUAAUGUUUUAAAUAUAAAAUUGUUUAAAGUGUUUAGAUUUGAUUAGAUUAGAUUUAUAAUAAUAUUUAUAUUCAAGAAUUUACUGAUUUGUUUUCAUGAAAAUUGUCAUAUUUGAAAAGUUUUUAACGGAAAUUACCACGUAGAAUUUGUAGAAUUAUUUUUUUAAGUUGAAAUUAUUUUUUAAACUUUUUAGGAAAAAUUUUUUUAACAGUU